Molecule: messenger RNA, 1631 nt
Organism: Chrysoperla carnea
Lineage: Eukaryota; Metazoa; Arthropoda; Insecta; Neuroptera; Chrysopidae
Product: 4-hydroxybutyrate coenzyme A transferase
Exons: 6
Coding region: 107-1543 (478 amino acids)
Biological process (GO): acetate metabolic process
Cellular component (GO): mitochondrion
Molecular function (GO): acetate CoA-transferase activity
Source: RefSeq, a predicted model, not a curated record
AUACUAAAGUGUUGUCACUUCAGUUUGAGCCGCUGAUCUAGCAAUUUUUUUUUACAAAACUUUUCGAGUACCUACAUUUCGGACAUAUAAAAAAUAAAAAAUAGUAAUGGCAUCAGCAAAAAUAAAGGGUUUAGCUAAAUACAAUAGUGUGUUGAGCCAAUUUGCGGCAAUAAAUUCAUCGAAAAAGUUUCGUAAUUUUUAUACAUACACACCGGAACCAGCACAACCUUUGCCUAGGAAACCGACAGUUUGUUCAGCCGAGGAUGCAUUAAAAUGUAUUCAAUCGAACAAUGUCGUAUUUGCUCAAGGAGCUGCUGCCACUCCAGUACAUUUACUCGAUGCCAUGGCUAAGUAUGGAGCCCAAGCCAAACUAAGUAAUGUCACUGUUUGCCAUAUGCACACCGAAGGUGAAGCGAAAUACACCCAAAAAGAAUAUGAAGGAAUAUUCAGAAAUUGUUCAUUUUUCAUGGGUGGUAAUGUUCGUAAGGCUAUUGCAGAAGGUCGAGGAGAUGCUAUUCCAAUUUUCUUACAUGAAAUACCAAAAUUAUUCUCUCGAGGCAUUGUUAAACCCGAUGUUGCAUUAAUUCACGUAACUCCUCCAGAUGCGCAUGGCUAUUGCAGUUUGGGUACAAGUGUCGAUUGUGUCCGAGAAGCUUUAACACACUCGAAAAUUAUAAUUGCUCAGGUAAAUCCUAACAUGCCACGAACUUUCGGAGAUUCUUUAAUCCACGAAAGUCACAUCGAUUUUGCCGUUAAUAUUAAUACACCCUUGCCAUCUCACGGUGGAAAACCACCAUCAGAUGUAGAAACAAAAAUUGGUCAGAAUAUUGCUGAAAAUCUAGUCGAUGACGGAGCCACCUUACAAAUGGGAAUUGGAAGCAUUCCUGAUGCCGUGUUAAGUGCUCUUGGAAAUCAUAAAGAUCUUGGUAUUCAUUCUGAAAUGUUUGCUGAUGGAGUUGUUGAUCUAGUCGAAAAAGGAUGUAUCACAAAUAAUAAGAAAACUUUGCAUAAAGGACGUAUUGUUGGAUCAUUUUUAAUUGGAACACAAAAAUUGUACGAUUUCGUGGAUAACAAUCCAUUUAUAGAAAUGUUACGAAUCGAUUACGUAAACAAUACUCAAGUUGUAUCCAAAUUACCAAAAAUGACAGCAAUCAAUUCCUGUAUCGAAGUCGAUUUAACCGGACAAGUUUGUUCCGAUUCAAUUGGUACACGCAUGUAUUCUGGUUUUGGUGGACAAGUUGAUUUUAUUCGUGGUGCCGCCGAAGGUUUUGAUGGUUUAGGCAAACCAAUCAUUGCAUUACCAAGUGCAACAAAACGAAAUGAAUCGAAAAUUGUACCAAUCCUUAAACCGGGCGCUGGUGUUGUUACAUCCCGUGCUCAUGUCCAUUACGUUGUUACCGAAUAUGGUAUUGCUUCGUUGUUCGGUAAAACAUUACGUCAACGUGCUUAUGAACUUAUACAAAUCGCUCAUCCCGAUCAUCGUGAAAGCUUAGAGAAAUCAGCAUUUGACCGUUUGAAAGUAAUGCCAGCUAAACACCGAUAAAUUUAGCAGAAAUUAGCAAUAAAUUUCAAAAAAAAAAUAAAUUGUUACUUUUAUAGUAUUUUGGCAUCGAAUUUUUUCUUCAAUUUUU